CUUUGUGAUUUUCCGUUGGGCGCCAUUUUGAUAGAAGUGUCGUGUGAGAGGCGCCGCGGGAGUACUUUGUUGACGUUUAAACCAAUUUAGCCUCGAGUUGGCGCAGAUUUUUACACGGACUAGGCCAUUUCAGCGAACCGAAAAUGGCUACGGGAGCGAACGCGACUCCUUUAGGGAAGUUGCACCCCAGCAUUGGCGCUAAACGGGGAUUUGACGCCGGGCCUGGCGCCCCUGGGAACGGGCUGAUGCCGACUCCGGUGCCUCCCGGAUCCUUCCCGUCCCUGCAGGGUUUCCAGCCCGCGAUUCCCAGCGCGCCGUUUCCGCAGCCGCACCAAUUCAACCCGGUCGGUGCGAGUUUUUCGCCCCAGCAGCAGCAGCAGCAGCAGCAACAACCAGGCGCGGGGGCAGGAAUGGUGAAGCAAGAUUUCAGUCAGAAGAAGCAGAGGAAGAAAAGCCGCUGGAGCAGCGAGACUCCGGACCAGAAGACGGUGAUCCCGGGAAUGCCCACCGUCAUCCCGCCGGGCCUGACCCGCGACCAGGAGAGAGCUUAUAUAGUCCAACUGCAGAUCGAAGACCUGACUCGUAAACUGCGUACAGGAGACCUGGGAAUCCCUGUUAACCCUGAGGACAGGUCCCCGUCCCCAGAGCCCAUCUACAACAGCGAGGGCAAGAGGCUGAACACCCGCGAGUAUCGCACCAGGAAGAAGAUCGAGGAGGAGCGGCACUCGCUCAUCACCGAGAUGGUCGGACUCAACCCCGACUUCAAGCCGCCCGCGGACUACAAACCUCCAGCCACCAGAGUGAACGACAAAGUCAUGAUCCCCCAGGACGAAUACCCUGAGAUCAACUUCGUGGGUCUUCUCAUCGGUCCACGCGGCAACACGCUGAAGAACAUCGAGAAGGAGUGCUGCGCCAAGAUCAUGAUCCGGGGCAAAGGCUCCGUGAAGGAGGGGAAGGUCGGACGCAAGGACGGACAGAUGCUCCCGGGGGAGGACGAGCCUCUUCACGCUCUGGUCACGGCCAACACCAUGGAGAACGUGAAGAAGGCCGUGGAGCAGAUCCGCAACAUCCUCAAGCAAGGAAUCGAGACGCCCGAGGACCAGAACGACCUGAGGAAGAUGCAGCUGAGGGAGCUGGCCAGACUAAACGGGACCCUGAGGGAGGACGACAACAGGAUCCUUCGUCCCUGGCAGAACUCUGAGCCGCGCAGCAUCACCAACACCACCCUCUGCACCAAGUGUGGUGGAGCCGGACACAUCUCCUCCGACUGCAAAUACACCAGCACGUUCGCUGCUCACAGAGCGACCGGGGGCGAACCCCCCCAGUCCGCCCAGGACAAGGCCCGCAUGGACAAGGAGUACCUGUCCCUCAUGGCGGAGCUGGGCGAGGCCCCCGUGCCCACGUCCGGGGGGGGACACUCCAGCAGCCAGGGGGGGGCGCCGCGAGCAUCGGGCCCCAACAACAACCAGCCGCCACAGAACCGGCCCCCCUGGAUGAGCUCCGGCCCCACCGAGAGCAGGAGCUACCACGGGAUGCACGGCGCCGGCCCCGGGGGCCCCCACAGCUUCCCCCCGCCCAUGCCCAGCAUGGGGGGGCCCCCGAUGCCCCCCAACCCCAACGGCAUGCCCCCUCCCUGGAUGCAGCCCCCUCCUCCCCCCAUGAGCCAGGCCCCCGGGCCCCACGGACACCCCAUGGGUUUGCUGCCGCCUCCGAUGGGCAUGAUGCCGCCUCCCCCGCCUCCCCCCAGCAGCCAGCCGCCCCCGCCUCCUUCCGGGCCCCUGCCGCCGUGGCAACAGCAGGCCCCGCCCCCGCCUCCGACCAGCAGCAUGGCAACCAGCACGCCGCUGCCAUGGCAACAGAACACCACCACCACCUCCAGCCCCGGCACCGGCACCCUGCCGCCGUGGCAACAGCCCCAGCAGCCGGCCGCCUCCGGGGCCCAGCCGCCGCCGCCGAUGGGCACCCCGUCCAUGGUGCCGCCCCCCCCGGGGGUCCAGCCGCCGCUGCCCCCCGGCGCCCCCCCUCCGCCUCCCCCGCCGCCCCCCGGCUCCACCGGCAUGAUGUACGCGCCGCCGCCGCCCCCCCCUCCCAUGGACCCCUCUAACUUUGUCACCAUGAUGGGGAUGGGAGUCCCGGGCAUGCCCCCCUUCGGCAUGCCCCCCGCCCCCCCACCUCCUCCGCCCCAGAAUUAAACCCAGCCUCAGAAGAAUCGUCCUCACACACACACACACACACACACACACACACACACACACACACACAGAGUGUCACUAAUGCAACACAAUAGACUGACGUUAUAUACACAAGAACAACUGUGUGCACACAGACGAACGAAUAUAACCAGUGCUUUAUUUUUUAUUGAUCCUUGAUAUUAUGAAGACAUCUCUGAAACGAUGUGGGGGAAUAAAAAGGGUGUGUUGUUAGUACAAGUUUGUAAAGUCGCGUAACUUUAGUUCCUUUUUUUUUUUUCCCCUGUUUUUAAAGUUUGUAUUAACGCAGAUCUACUCGUGUGCGUACAAACGCCGUCGACCCUCCGCUGUGCGUUCACGUUGUUCCUCGUUGCACAGAAUAAAACCGUUUCAACAGCUCCGACUUUAAUCACUGUUCAUCGACCUGAACCUGAGCUUCUCAGUGGAUUUAAUAUAUUGAAGUUUGCAUGCAUCCAUGUUUUUUUUGUUUUUUCUUUCCUCCUCAAAGUGGCACAUUAAUCCCCUCCCCCCCCGUCCAGUCCUGUUCUGGGUUUGAGUUUGAGAUGAAUAUUUUUCUAAGAAGAUGUGAAGUGUAUCUUAGUUCUAUAAAAAGCUUUGUAGUACUGUGUCUUAAAAAUACUUUUUUCUUUCCCUUUUCUUUCUCAAGGAUUUUUUUUUUGUUUUUUUUUUUUUUGUCUUUUUCGUUACCGACCUGCGUCUCAGUUGUGACAUUGUGAAUUUUUUUGAAAAGGGGAUUAAAAAGAGGGGCCCGCGACUACUUGACUUGGUGCGAAAGAUAUCCUUGUUUUCUGCAUCUCUGCUGUGAUAAGACGCUGUGUGCAGUGUUUUGUGUUGCUUCUGCAAGGACAAAAAAAAAAAAAAAAAAAAAGAAAAUCUCUCUUUUUGUCUGAAUUCGUUAGAGGAUGAAAAAUGUUUUACUGUUUUCUGGAGUUUUUUUUUUUUUUUUUUUUUUCUUGUUACGCCGCUAGCUUGAAUGACCAGCUGUUGAAAUCUUGCUUGGUUUAGUAUUAAACUGAAUAAUUUCACCUA
Molecule: messenger RNA, 3239 nt
Organism: Mugil cephalus (flathead mullet)
Lineage: Eukaryota; Metazoa; Chordata; Actinopteri; Mugiliformes; Mugilidae
Gene: sf1
Product: splicing factor 1
Exons: 12
Coding region: 144-2192 (682 amino acids)
Biological process (GO): regulation of mRNA splicing, via spliceosome
Cellular component (GO): nucleus
Molecular function (GO): mRNA binding; zinc ion binding
Source: RefSeq, a predicted model, not a curated record